AUGAGCAUCGAAAAUUACACCAAAUACUGCGGCGAAUUUGUCUCAGCGUCGUCUAGAUGCGCCUUUGUUCGACUGCGGGAUUGCAGAGGACGUGAACUCUGGGCCGAUGAACUCAAUGCGUUGGUGUCUAAAAUACCAAGCCAGCAGGUGGUCAUUGUCGGGAUCGAUGCAAAUGCGAAGAUGGCACGCGAACAGCAAAAGAAGAAGGAAAAGGUCCUCAACACUGCCACGGGAAAGGCUGUCAAUAGAGUGGGUGUUGGUGUAGUAACGCCUCCAAUUUGGAGUGAUUACUCCAAGACCUUGCUGAAUCGGCAAGCGCCGUCAGCUCCUAAACCCGAGCACGUUCAUAGGCCGACAUAUGCGGUUAACGAGGAACCACCGACCGGGACGGGGUCUGGUCUAUGUACAGAAGAUGAAAAGUGGAAAAUCUGGUGGAAACGACGGGAUUAG
Necator americanus (New World hookworm) is the source of this 450-nucleotide messenger RNA. RefSeq lists its product as uncharacterized. The coding region runs from base 1 to 450 and encodes 149 amino acids. The record is from RefSeq and is a predicted model, not a curated record. The transcript is spliced from 3 exons. NCBI's taxonomy places the organism in Eukaryota, Metazoa, Nematoda, Chromadorea, Rhabditida, Ancylostomatidae.